UACAGACGGAUGUUUAUAAGCAACGGACUUUGCCCCGCGCUACUGCGAAAACUGUGCCGCUUCUUACACUGGAAUUAGGUAAAAUAUACUUUCUGGAUCUUGGAUUUUUAUGUUUUGGCUGAGAAAAGAACCAGCAAGACAUGCAUGGAUCUAUAUACUGCAAGUCAUCAAGGAACUAGGUUAAAGAUGUAAUCCCAUGGAAGUCUGACCAUGACCUGUAAGCCACUCAUCUCCAUGGAAACGAAGGAUCUCUGACCUCAUUCAUGACUGCACUUUGUUUUCAUCAGAUGAAGGAAUAAAGCAACUUGAGCCACUGCAUUAUAACAUACAGUAGGCUAGACUUUAGCGCAGCUGUAUCACAUUAUAGCUUGUGUUGCAUUUUGGAUUGUGUUUUCUUUAGACCAUGUAGGUGUUAGGUGUACCACGUGGUGUUUUGAUCAAUAAAUGGUGUCAGACAACAAAUAACUUUGUUGUCGAUUACAAGCGCAUUACCAUUAACAGGAAAUGCCUGUUUCACAACUUGAUGUUCGCACCUCCGAUGUGAAUCCCAGACCCAGGGGUUACGACUUCUGGUGCCAAGUUUUUGCGAAGUGAUCGCUUCAUCAGCGAUUGACUGACGAUUAGAAACAUGGACAAGCUGGUGAAGCCAUCAGCAUCGACGUCUCCGCCGACGGCCAACAAUGGCAAGCGGGGACCGACAUGCUCCCUGAGCGGGAGUAGCUCCAGCGAGGGGGAGGGGUCAGACCAUGAGGAGAUACCCCCCUCCCCCUGUAGCAGCACCUCCAGUGGACCCACCUACGUGCGCCCUCCGGGGUUCAAGCACCAUGGACAAGAAAUCAAGGUCCAGGAACAGAGGCCAAAGGUCAAUACUAGUGUGCGAAUCAAGCGCAAGAUCAAGAGACAGUCUAUGAUGAAGGAUGUGUUGCCGCUCAGUCAUGUGACCUCUCACCCUGUUACCAAGGUAACGAUGGAGGAGAAGACGACUGGGGUCCAGGUCCUGCCGCCCAGUGGGAUGAAAACUAAAGUCAGGAAAGAACCGAUUCCGAUGAGGUUACGAGCCCUCCCACAAUCCUUUUGGCAGCAGCCUAACACCGUCAAUUCAGCGUCUCCUGGCUCGAUGUACUCCGUUCUUCCUCCCCUCUGCAAAAUGGAACAGUCCAACUCAGACCUGGCAGAUAUCAGACCGGUGACACCGCCCUCAGAUGGUGAGAACGUUGAGAGCAGAGAGGGAGAUCAACCUGAUGUCAGGUUAAAGGAGAGGAAGGACACCCUCGUUGACAGAGACUCUUUAGUCAUCAAACUAGAGAAAGACAAAGAAAGAGACUUAUCGCGUGAGAGGGAGGUCUCCCCUAGAGAUCGAGACUAUUCCCCUCGAGAAAAGGACCUAUCUCCUCGUGACAGGGACACGGGCAGGGAGAAGGAGAGUCCACGGGAUAAAGAGAAGGUGCGCGACGGCCUCAAGGAGGGUCCAGGGCUGGAGUCCAGUAAACAGCUCCCUCUAGAGGCCAAGAAGAAACACCCGAGACCCCCACCAAGGAUAGUGAGAGUAUCUCCAGCUAACUCAGAGCUGCUUGCGAAGCUUUUUGAAGGGUUUGAUGGAGACGGCAAAAAGAAGAUUGUUAGGAGAGGAAGGCCGAAGCGAGAGUAUAACACUCAAGCAGCUGUGCUAGCAGUAGCAGCAGCCCAAACAGCAGCCAACACCUCUAACAACAACAACAACAACACCACCCCAACCAGUGGCAACAAUGCAAGCAACCCUGCCACCACCCUCCAUCACCCCUACCUGACCGGUGACGACCCAUACAUGAUUGACAGCGUCGCAGAGGGCCUCCUCCCGAUGUUAUCCUUAGAGACGAGUCGGCAGAGCAGCGGCCCGUCGUCGCAAUUAGCCAUCGUGACGAUCCGCGGAGAUAACAAUCGCAUGCUAUCACUACCCUCGCUUAGUGUCGAACAGAAUCAUUCCGCCAUACUUUCAGAACUUGUGAAAGCUUUAUGAAAUUUAUCACAAAAUGUACUUAUUAAAUGAUACCAUUGCCAAAAUUUGUCUUUAACAGAACUCAAUUAAUGUGUUGAGAAAUUGAAUGUUUUACCAAAUUUUGCACACUUUCUCUGCUGAGUCCUAAAAACACAUACAUUUUAUGUUCUUUAAAGGCUUUUACUUUAUUAUCCAAACCACAAAUUACAUUUAAAUAAUUUGGGGGAUAAAGCAACCAACAUAUACACACAAUUGUCUAUUGUCUUGGUAGCUAAGUAUCUAAAAAAAUAUUUUUAAAAUGCAUUUUUUAAACAUUAUCAAUUGUAUUUCAAAUCCUUGAAUUGCUGAAUGGACAUUACAAAUUCAUAAAUAUCUCUACUAAAUUAGAUUGCUUACAAUCGAUGAAUUCAAUCACUUCUUUUUUAUUCAGAAUUUUGAAUGCUGUUUAUCCUCUGAAAUAGUAAAACACAGGUGCAUAAUGAACUGCUUGAAAUCAUCUGCCCUUUUUAAUACAUUGAUGACACUUUAAGUGAAUAGUUAUUUAUUUUAAUACAAAGCUUUAUUCAUGCCAUGUUUUAAAUCUUUUUAGAAGAAAAAGGAUGAUAUAGUUUUGUUUAUACUGUAGGUCUUGCUUUACAUUUCAUGUACAUGUAUAUACUCAAGACUUGACAUUUUUGUCAAAGCCUUUUGAGUUCAUGAUUGUAUGCAACGUACAUGUGUACAUGUUGGUUGUUGUAGUGGUUGUAAAUAAGAGCUGUGAACUAUUCACUUUUUAUUCCAUGUUUUUCAAGUUCUUAAUUGUGUGUGAAAAUUAUUUACCAUUUCCUCAUGAGCUAGCUAGUCGUGAAUUGUCAAGCUACUUAACAUCUGUAGAUCAGAUGAGUAUUAGCAUACAUCGCUGCAUGUGAUAUUAAUAUCCGAAGUGGCACUAAAGAGUUAGUAGCAAUUUGCUUUGAAUUUGUAGCUUCAAAUUGAGACAAAUGUUGAUGUAGAUCAUCAAGAGGAGUCAAGACUGGUAAAAGAUUCUGAUUAUUUGUAAGUCACAAAUAUCAUCAAGUUUGUUCAGGACUAUCAAGUGUUCCCCAUCACAUUUAUAUCUCUAUAUAUUAUAUAGCAUUGAUUCAUUUCUCUCCAAUGGACCGGUUUACUAACAUAUUCAAAAUUAAUGCCUACUGAAAGCUUGUCUGAGGCUUACCCGACAUAGCAACAAGUUAUACAUGCAGACUGGAUUCCAAGUAUUGUAGUUCAUUCAUUAAUAACAGGUUAAUGGAGUCACUAGGUCCCCAGUGAAGA
Molecule: messenger RNA, 3268 nt
Organism: Strongylocentrotus purpuratus (purple sea urchin)
Lineage: Eukaryota; Metazoa; Echinodermata; Echinoidea; Camarodonta; Strongylocentrotidae
Exons: 5
Coding region: 629-1996 (455 amino acids)
Source: RefSeq, a predicted model, not a curated record